Messenger RNA from Solea senegalensis (Senegalese sole), 3158 nucleotides. RefSeq names its product fucose-1-phosphate guanylyltransferase (gene fpgt). The transcript is spliced from 4 exons. Gene Ontology annotation, molecular function: transferase activity, transferring phosphorus-containing groups. The record is from RefSeq and is a predicted model, not a curated record. The coding region runs from base 408 to 2168 and encodes 586 amino acids. NCBI's taxonomy places the organism in Eukaryota, Metazoa, Chordata, Actinopteri, Pleuronectiformes, Soleidae.
AUGGCAGUCAGUCCUCCUCCUGAGUAUUCCACUCCUGAUGGAGCUCUGACUUAACGGACAUUUACUGAAUAUUAAGUGUGGUUGGAGGUGGUAAAAGAGCAAACCUGUGCCCUGGGGGCAGCAUUUCACUGCGUCUAGAGCCUGUAACUGAAAGUGUUUGCCCACAGCAGUACGCCAGUGGUUGGUCUUCAUCUGGGAGGUAUUUUAUCUUUUUUAUGCGUCUUUGUCAUUUAUUAAUUAAUGUAUUUAACUUUAAAAAAAGAAAGAAAAACAACUUGCACAUGAAAUGGCUCCGCCUACGCUGUAAACGCGACUGACCUAAACCACGUGACAGUACCCGGAAGCAGGACAGUGCGAGGAAGGAGUUGGAACUAUUUUUGUUUGUUUGUUUGACUGAAUUAUAUUCAAUGGACGCAAGCAGCGACAGUUUGAGACAACCUCGUGUACGGAUGCUACAAACUGCCACGCGAGAAAAGCUCAGAAAGUUUAACUCUCUGCGAGGUCGACAGGUGCAGAGUGAUGGUGAGUUUUGGGACGUGGUGGUUUUGACCGCUGCCGAUGAGAAUCAGAGAGAAGCGUAUGAGGUGCAGCUCCGUGGGAAAGUGGACAGAAGAGAACUUCCACUGGGAAUACACUACGAGGUCUUCUCCGACCCUCCGGGACCCAAGAUAGGGAAUGGAGGCUCCACUCUGUACGCUCUGCAGCAGCUGGACAGCAUGUAUGGAAACGCUCUGGGCAAAAUGAGAGUCAUCCUGAUCCAUGCAGGGGGCUUUAGUCAGCGUUUGCCCAGUGCCAGUGCUCUGGGAAAGAUCUUCACCGCCUUGCCACUGGGUGACCCUCUCUACCAAAUGCUGGAGCUCAAACUCGCCAUGUAUGUGGAUUUCCCAUCCCACAUGAAGCCUGGUGUACUGGUGACCUGUGCAGAUGACAUAGAGCUCUACAGCAUUGCAGAGGUUGAAAAUAUCAGCUUUGAUAGACCUGGUUUUACAGCUUUGGCUCACCCCUCACCACUGUCCAUAGGAACCACCCACGGGGUCUUUGUGUUGGACUCAUGUCAAAGGUCUUCUGACUUGGAUAUGGAGAACAGUUUGUGUUUGCGCUAUCUGCACAAACCGAGCAUCAACAAAAUGCAUGAAUAUGGUGCGGUUUGUAAGAGCCCGAGCGGUUCUUCCUCUCAGUCUGAUACUGAGUUUGUCUACACAGACAGCACCUAUUAUGCCGACUUUAAAACUGCAAAGAUGCUUCUUAAUCUACUGACAGAGUUGGGGUCUGUGCACUGUGAGAUAGAUGCAUACGGGGACUUUCUUCAAGCCCUGGGCCCCAAAGCUACGAUCGACUACACCAGCAACACCGCUAAUGUUACUAAAGAGGAGAGAGGGCUGGUUGAAAUCCGCCAAAAGAUCUUCCAUCAUCUACAGGGGACUCCCCUGAAUGUCAUUCUCCUCAAUAACUCUAGGUUUUAUCACGUCGGAACCACGUCAGAAUACCUCUUUCACCUGACAGAGGACACGGCACUGAGGAGUGAGCUGGGCCUCCUGUCGUCUGCCUUCAGCAUACACAUGGAUGAAAACUUUGGCUGCUGUGUGAUGUACUGCGUUCUUGAUCCCAGUUGCUCUGUGGGAGCUGGAUCAGUGGUGGAGUACUCCAGACUGGGAGCAGGUGUGACUGUAGGUAGGGGCUCCAUUGUCAGCAACUGUUGCAUCAGCCCAGGGCUUUCAGUGCCUGAUGCCGUCUUUAUGCAUUCUCUGAGUGUGAACCACCAGGACAGAACCGGGUUUGUAACUGUCACCUUUGGGAUUAAUGACAACCUGAAGCUCAGUGUGGAGAGUCCUGCCGACAUGGAGAAGCUGAAGCUAUUUGGGUUCAGCUUGGAAAAAUGUUGCUCCUACUGGGGGAUGGAGAAGGAAGUCCUGAGCUUCUGUGGUGACUCGCCCAGCUGUAGUUUGUGGAACGCUCGCCUGUUUCCCGUUUGCGCCGAUCAGCAAAGCUCGUUCUCGUCGUCUCUGAAGAUGCUACAGGCCGUUCUGAGUGGCUCCAUGUUCACGCUCCCCAAAGACACAGAGCUGAUGUCGAUGCAGCAGUGUUUACAGCGUAAGAACCUGGAGGAGAUGUUGAUGUUCAGGAUGGGCCUUUACCGUGACAUCACACAGAGAAGAUCAACCAGCUGAAGCUGCUGACGCUGCUUCAUUUACUUUAUAUGUAAAAAAAAAAUGAUUUGAUCAUUACUUUGAUCAAAGUCAUGGAUUUCUGGAGGAUUGAAAAAUGCGGAGUAGUGGCGAAAGUACACUCAAUUCCUAAGCCACUGAAUAGUUGUUAGCUGUAAGCAUGUUCCAAUCAGCUUGACUCGUAGGUGCUGUUUUAAUUCAUCAAUCACGAAGGCGUUGUGUGAAGGAUUUGCACAUUUAUUUCCACUUGCCGUACAUCCACGUUACAUUUCUAUCCUCAUGUAUCCAAGCUUCUCGAGGAUCAACGACACAUAGAAACAUUCCCUUGAUGUUCCAGGUUGUGAAUAACGAUCUAUAGGUUCCAACAGUAAGACAACGCAACCUAAUGUCCUUGUUACACCAAAACUUAAUACAGCUUCUAAAACGGACACAUCCAUCAGACUGCUAGAUAUUUUUCAGUACAUAUCUUCCAAUCCCUUUAUCUAUCAUAGCCGUCAAAGAUAUCAAAGUGUCCGUGGUACCUUUUAUCCAACAGUUAACAACUUCAGCUGAUCAUAAAUCACAUUGUAACAAGUGAUCUUGCACCGACCACCCGACCUAAGUUAAAUAAGCAGAAUGAAAAAAAAUGUGUUUUUACACAGCAAAGUUACAAAUUAUGCUUUUAAAUGCUAUGUUGGAAAUGAAGGGAUCAGUGAUUUGCUUUUGUUUUUGCUUGAUUUGGUUUGCGUUAGUCUCUAAAUGCAUACUUUGUUUUGUCAGCCGCUUAAAGCAGUUUGAAUUGCACUUUAUUUAUUUUAAAAUGCUAUAAAUAACAUUUUAUUGAUUGAUUUCAAUUAUAUUACUUGCAUCAAUCUUACUUCUGCUAGCGACUUUGUUUUUGGUGUCAUGGGGUGGUAUGUGACACAAGGAAGAAUCCAUUCAAAUUUGCAACAGGUUUACAAUAGAUAAACAGGGUCAUUUUUGUGAAUUUAUCAGUAACCAAUGCAGAGACCA